AUGGCCGAUUUGCUUGCUUUGAGAGCUGCAUGUCCUACAAUAAAAGCUUGGUGGCGGGUUGACCUGGAUGACGGAUACACGGUUCGUGGUGUUUAUCAGCUUCUGACAACUCAGGAUACAGUUACUUUGGAUGCUGCGUCGGGACUUAUCUGGCACCGCCAGGUUCCUUUGAAGGUUUCCAUUUGUGCCUGGCGACUCUUGCGGGACAGGUUACCUACCAAAGCAAACCUGGCUAAUCGAGGGAUUUUAUCUACGGAGGCUCACCUUUGUGUUUCUGGUUGCGGAGAGGUUGAAUCGGCUCAGCAUCUGUUCCUCUUUUGCAGCUCUUUUGGCUCCCUGUGGUCCCUUGUUAGCUCCUGGAUUGGGUCUUCUUUGGUGACUGCUCAGACUCUUCCAGAUCAUUUUGUUCAGUUCACGGAUUCAGCAGGUGGUUCUAGAGCUCGACGUUCUUUCAUGCAGCUCGUAUGGUUGGCUAGUGUUUGGGUUGUGUGGACCGAAAGAAAUCAUCGUUUGUUUACAGGCUCAGCAAACUCGGUGCAUCAUAUGUUGGACAAGAUCAAGACGUUCUCUUACCGGUGGUUGAAAGCGACGAGUAGCACUUUAGCUUUGAACUGCCAUAGUUGGUGGUCUAGUCCUUUGCUUUGUUUGGGCCUUGUAUAGUUUCUUUUGGUUCAUGUAUUUUUGACUGUAUUUGUAACCUUGGUUAGUCUUAUUGGUACG
Molecule: messenger RNA, 720 nt
Organism: Trifolium pratense (red clover)
Lineage: Eukaryota; Viridiplantae; Streptophyta; Magnoliopsida; Fabales; Fabaceae
Exons: 2
Coding region: 1-660 (219 amino acids)
Source: RefSeq, a predicted model, not a curated record